Messenger RNA from Acanthopagrus latus (yellowfin seabream), 2214 nucleotides. RefSeq names its product solute carrier family 38 member 6 (gene slc38a6). Bases 47 to 1420 code for a protein of 457 amino acids. Gene Ontology annotation, biological process: amino acid transmembrane transport; L-glutamine transport. The record is from RefSeq and is a predicted model, not a curated record. Gene Ontology annotation, molecular function: L-glutamine transmembrane transporter activity. Lineage: Eukaryota; Metazoa; Chordata; Actinopteri; Spariformes; Sparidae. The transcript is spliced from 16 exons.
GUUUAUUUAAUUUAGUUUGUGUCCUGAAUUUUCCGAGAGAAGAAAAAUGAGCGUCAAUGGACAUGCAAACCGAGAUUUGUAUAGUGAAUGCGGAACCGGGGACACCGAGGGAAACGAAAAUACACCUUUAUUAGGAAAUGGAUCAAUACAGAGCAGGGCUAGAGGAGCCUCCUUCGUCUCCUCUGUGUUUAACCUGAUGAAUGCAAUCAUGGGCAGCGGUAUACUGGGUCUAGCUUACGCUAUGGCUAGUACUGGAAUAAUUGGUUUUUGCCUCCUGUUGACAAUAGUGUCCAGCCUGGCAGCGUACUCCAUACAUCUCCUCCUGAAGCUAUGUGACCAAACAGGUAUCAAUUCAUACGAAGACAUUGGAGGGAAAGCCUUGCAGAAACCAGGAAAGGUCCUGGUUGGAAUUGUUAUUAUCAUCCAAAAUAUCGGUGCCAUGGCGUCCUACUUGUUCAUUUUGAAGUCGGAGCUUCCUGCAGCCAUCAACAGCUUCUUGAACGCAGACAGCACAGGAGAUGCCUGGUAUGAAGAUGGCAGGUUGCUCCUGAUCAUAGUCACAGUUGGUAUUGUUCUACCUCUGUCCAUGUCGCCUAAAAUUGGCUUCCUGGGCUACACCAGUAGCAUUGCCUCUCUCUUCGUGGUGUACUUCGUAGUAGUGGUUGUGGUCAAGAAGUGGGCCAUCCCCUGCCCACUGCCUCUCAAUGUGACAACAUUUUCCACUGCCGUCCAGAUAUCAAAUUCCUCUGACUCAGAAUGUACAGCCAAACUCUUUGUCAUCUCCAGGAAGAGUGCCUUCGCCAUCCCCACCAUGGCCUUCUCCUUCCUGUGCCACACGGCUAUCCUGCCAAUCUACUGUGAACUGGACCGACCAACGAAGAAAAGGAUGCAGAACGUUACGAAUGUCAGUAUUGGCCUCAGCUUCCUGCUUUACGUCAUAUCUGCGCUGUUCGGUUACCUCACUUUUUAUGCUCAUGUGGACUCUGAGCUGCUGCUUGGUUACGACAUGUACUUGCCUCGGGACAUCAUGGUGAUGACGGUUCGACUGGCUAUCCUGGUGUCGGUGUUGCUGACUGUGCCGCUCAUUCAAUUCCCUGCCCGUAAGUCUGCGAUGUUGCUGCUGUUUGAAGGACGGCCCUUCUCCUGGGUGAUCCACGUCAUUAUAACUCUAACAAUCCUGGGUGUGGUGCUGAUGAUGGCCAUCUUUGUGCCGGAUAUCAGCAAUGUCUUUGGAGUCGUUGGAUCCACAACAUCUAGCUCCCUGUUGUUUGUUUUCCCUGGGAUUUUCUACCUCAAGAUCAGCAGUGAACCUCUCAGAUCUUUUGACUCCAUGGGGGCUAUAUUCCUGAUGGUGUUUGGUAUAAUUAUGGGACUCAGCAGCUUCUCUCUCAUUGUCAUCGAAUGGGUACAGAGCUCCUAACUUUCUCCACGCCCCCUCUUCCAAAUCAAGCACAAGAGCAAAGAAAGGGAAUAGUGUGGCAAAGAAGCUGAACACUGUAUCAGACAGACGCUAAUCAGCAUCACCUCAGGGAGAUUAUAUAUGGUAAAGUUGUUCUAAACACUCGCUUUGUGCUUUUCUUUCCUGUUCUUUCUCAACUACAAAUGUAGAUCAAACAUGUGGUCUAAAAGAAAACAAGUACUUCUUUAUGUGCUCAUCUCUUUUAAACACCAUCAUUCCGGGCAAUCUGUGAUUAUUCAUUUUUGAAUCUGCCUGGAAGAAAGGACAGGCGAGGCACCUUUUCACGUUGUGUCCUUUUUAUUUUAUGUACUUUAUGUUUUUUUAAUAUUUACUUUUACAAGAUUUUGUAUCGUCCUCUGUGGAUGAUCAUGCACCUUAUGUAAAUCUGCAUUUGAAAAUACCACGGACCAUGUCUGUACUGUAGGUGUGUCACGUUUACUGCUUCCUCAGAUUUUGUUUAUGGAUUCUUUUGGGGACGUUUUGGCACACUUCUUUGUUUUUUUAAGGCUUAUUUUUUAUUGUUUUAAUUUAUGUAUUGAUUUACCACGGUCCAAACCUCAGGUGUUUCUGCUGCUACUUGUAUUCUUUAGCUUUAAUGAAUGUGACAAAUACAGCUGGGUCCAUAUUUUUAAACUGAUCAUUUUUUGUUUGGACCCGUUAAUUACAGUGUACUCCAUGUGGUUAUAAUGUAAAAUAAUAUCAUUUUAAUCUUUAUAUGACUGGCAUUUAAUAAAAGGGAAGUUGUUUAUGUACUG